Messenger RNA from Nicotiana tabacum (common tobacco), 528 nucleotides. Its product is annotated as putative F-box protein At1g65770. NCBI's taxonomy places the organism in Eukaryota, Viridiplantae, Streptophyta, Magnoliopsida, Solanales, Solanaceae. The record is from RefSeq and is a predicted model, not a curated record. Gene Ontology annotation, molecular function: protein binding.
AUGGCGAAUUGGGCAGAGUUGCCGCAGGAUCUCCUUACUCACAUUACAGAGCGUGUUAAAGUGAUUGAAGAUUUCAUUGCUUUUCGUGCUGUCUGUACCUCAUGGAGAACUGGUGCUAGAAAGAAAUUUUUCGAUGCGCUUUCGCCCCAAGUUCCAUUACUUAUGUUGGCGGAUAAAGAUGACUAUUAUCGAGAAUUUUACUCUCUUUCGAGGAAAAAAGUUUCACGCAUAUUUCUCCCAGAAACUAGAGGGCGAGAGUGUUUUCCAUCAAAGGGAUGGCUGUUCACCAUGUCAUAUACCGGAGAGAUGAACUUGUUGCAUCCUUUCUCUCAUAUCAAUAUACAGCUUCCCCCACGGAAGGACUUAUUAUUGGCUUUAGAGGGUCUCGUUGUAGCACCCGAAGAAGAGAUUUGGAACUGCAUGGCUAUCUUAUCGGCCAGUCCUUCUCGUACAUCAGAUUAUGUACUGGUGGUUAAUUAUAAUUAUGGACGUGUUAAUAGUUUGGCUUUUUGGCGACAUGAAUAUUGA